Eubalaena glacialis (North Atlantic right whale) is the source of this 1853-nucleotide messenger RNA. RefSeq names its product centrosomal protein 57 like 1 (gene CEP57L1). The coding region runs from base 304 to 1734 and encodes 476 amino acids. Gene Ontology annotation, cellular component: centrosome. Gene Ontology annotation, molecular function: microtubule binding; gamma-tubulin binding; identical protein binding. NCBI's taxonomy places the organism in Eukaryota, Metazoa, Chordata, Mammalia, Artiodactyla, Balaenidae. The record is from RefSeq and is a predicted model, not a curated record. The transcript is spliced from 11 exons.
ACCAGUCCCCGCCUUCCGCAGCUCCUCCCUCACGGCCGGGCGCUGGCUGGGAAGGCUUGCAGAGCCCUGGCGGCCAGAGACCCUGGCGCUCCCGGGGGGGCGGCAGCCUCGUGCAGCCGCUGUCUCGGUGGCGGCGUUGGGGGAAAGCGUCUCCGGCCUGCCGGUUCCGGACUCCCCGGGCAGACGCCGCUUCUUUUCCAAUCCUUGCGUCCUCGCCCACCGCCCGCCAGGCCAGACAGGCACAGGAAAGAAUGAUGCUAUACUGUGCCAUUCCUUUAUUGGCACAGUACAGAAGUACAGAUAAUGGAUUCUGAAUUAAUGCACAGUAUAGUAGGAAGCUAUCUUAAACCUCCAGAAAGAGUGUUUGUUCCAUCAGUCACCCAGAGUGAUGAAUCAUCUCAGACUCACUAUUCUGUGAACUUAGAAGUUACCUCUCCUAAAAUGCUUCAUAGUCCAAAUAGCCAAGCUCUUAUUUUAGCCUUAAAAACUCUUCAGGAAAAGAUUCAUCGUUUAGAGUUAGAGAGAACACAAGCUGAAGAUAACCUGAACAUUCUUUCCAGAGAAGCGGCACAGUAUAAAAAGGCCUUGGAGGAUGAAACAAAGGAGAGAAAUCUGGCACACGAGGAACUGAUAAAGCAGAAAAAAGAUAUAAGUAUGCAGUUAAGCUCAGCCCAGUCUCACUGUACCCUUCUAGAGAAACAACUAGAAUAUACAAAGAGAAUGGUUCUCAACGUAGAGCGAGAGAAGAAUAUGAUCCUAGAACAACAGGCCCAGCUUCAAAGGGAAAAAGAACAGGAUCAUAUGAAGCUGCAAGCAAAACUUGAAAAGCUUGAUGUCUUAGAAAAAGAAUGUUUUAAACUUACAACAACUCAGAAAACUGCUGAGGGCAAGAUUAAACAUUUAGAGGAAAAACUAAAGGAAGAAGAACAUCAGCGUAAGCUCUUUCAAGACAAAGCUUCUCAGCUUCAAACUGGACUUGAAAUCAGUAGAAUUUUUAUGUCUUCAGUAUCAAAUCCAAAGUGCUCCAAGGAAAAGAAGAAAUCUUCAAAGAAAACUAAAUGUUUAAAGAGAGGACCACCUCAGCAAAUUUAUUCAAAGUUUGGAUCACUGCCUAUUGUGGCUGAGAAGUCUGCCAGUGCAGGCCAUUCCAGGAAUGCAAGUACACAAAAUCUGCAGACAAUGCAACAUUACAGGCCACAUAUCCUUCAGAAACUGGCUGAAGUUUCUGAACCUAGAUGUCUCUACAAGCCUUCUAGAACAACUUCUCAAUGUGAAGCUGUACCUUCUGACUCAGAAAAGUCCAUUUCCAUUUGUAACAAUUUGUCUGAACUUUUGAUGGCAAUGCAAGAUGAGCUGGACCAAAUGACUAUGGAGUACCAAGACCUGCUGAAUCAAAUGAAAGAAACCGAAAGCCAAUCAGUCUGUGAAAACAUAGAAUGUGAACUAGAACAUUUAGUCAAGAAAAUGGAAAUUAAAGGAGAACAAAUUUCCAAACUAAUGAAGCAUCAAGACAGUGUCCGCAAACUGCAGCAAAAAGUUCAGAAUUCGAAGAUGAGUGAAGCUUCAGCUAUUCAGAAAGAAGAUAGCAACUGUAAAGGAUCAAAGAACAUAAAAAAUAGCCCCAGAAAAUGUUUGCUAACUAACUCUCCUCAAAAGAACAGAAACUUUCGUCCAGUACGAGUCCAUAAUCUUCAAAUGAAAUUGAGAAGAGAUGAUAUCAUGUGGGAACAGUAACACAAUAGCAAAACUGUCACCUUAAAUGAACUUUGUCAGUGAGAUCUUGAACUAUCUAAAGUGGUUUUAAUUUAAUAUACCUUUAUGAAAUUUUGAAUUAUGUUUCUAGCCUCUAUAAA